Messenger RNA from Aspergillus heteromorphus CBS 117.55, 500 nucleotides. RefSeq lists its product as uncharacterized. The record is from RefSeq and is a predicted model, not a curated record. NCBI's taxonomy places the organism in Eukaryota, Fungi, Ascomycota, Eurotiomycetes, Eurotiales, Aspergillaceae. The coding region runs from base 109 to 300 and encodes 63 amino acids. The transcript has a single exon.
GGAAAGAUGGAUGGUUGAAUGGUUGAAUGGUUGAUCGGUCGGCGAUGACCGCCAGCCGUGGCGCGCCGCCCGCGCCGUAAGGAAGGAUUUCGGUUGGCCCUGAUGACGAUGGCUUUGGCCCGAGUCAAGGGCCGAUCAACGAAGAUCGAUUGUGAUAAUCCGGCCUUUCCAGCCCAUCCCAGUGAAGAACUCCUUGGAAAACUCCUACGGGGAGUGGAGGGGGCUCAGGGCAUUGAUUGUGUUGAUUUUCUAUCAGGGGCUCCCACCCCUGUAGGGCAGAGAAAUAUCCGACAGAUGUGAAGCAAAACCUGAGAUCUUGUCUCCUGUCUUGUCUGUCAGCCCUACUUCGGCCUCACAGACAUGAUAAAGGAAGACUAAAGAUCAGCAGUGGGGCUCGAAUUACAUCACCGGUUAUGAUCUCAGUGUUUACAAUUACAAAACAGUCAUAUACUAACACCAAGGAGGACGAAUCGCCUCGUCUCCUUGACGUUGUCCUUGCC